Molecule: messenger RNA, 2510 nt
Organism: Frieseomelitta varia
Lineage: Eukaryota; Metazoa; Arthropoda; Insecta; Hymenoptera; Apidae
Product: calnexin
Exons: 9
Coding region: 557-2242 (561 amino acids)
Biological process (GO): protein folding
Cellular component (GO): endoplasmic reticulum membrane; endoplasmic reticulum
Molecular function (GO): calcium ion binding
Source: RefSeq, a predicted model, not a curated record
AUGUUUUGUUAGUUCUUUUUUUUUCUUUCUUUCCUUCAUCGCGCAAUUUAUCAAAAGCCGCAGUAUUUAACAAUCCCCUCGAUAAAAAGCUGAUAUUUGCGGAUUAUUCUUAAGAUUCUUGAAGUGAACACGAAAUACGAAUUAUUAGUGUCCAGUUUUUUUGGAGAAUUCCGUGUUCUUAUAUUGGGAAUCACUGCGACGACGGGUUUCACCGGGCGAUGUUCAAGGGGAGUGGUGAAACCAAGAACCGCAGAGAGCUGAAACAGGCCCGACAUCGUUAGACGCAUCCGGAUUGGAGUCACCUCUCGGGUUGCAUCGUCGUUGCCAUCGGCUGCCACGGCCGCAGGAUUUUAUUCGAUAAUUCAAUUAAUUUAAUUAGGCGGGACACGCCGUUUUUCCGGCAUUGUUGCCGCAUUUUGGAACGCAGACAGACCUCCCCCACGUAAUUGAAUUACCAUUAUUGUUUAAUUGAAUCAUCCACGGUGUGACGGUGAUCUCCCUCCCUUGUCGUUCACGUUGAGGAGUCAAUGCACGUCGAUUGAAUUCGGAAUAUGAGAUGGCCAGGCUUCUAGCAAACUUAACAAUUUAUCUGUGUCUACUGUUCAGCUUUAUCAAGGCUAAUGAGAAUGACGGUAACGAUGUUCAGGAUACAACGGCAACGAAGGUAGUUUACAAAACACCAGAAGUCUCGGGAUUCGUGUAUUUGGUCGAGACGUUCGACGAUGAGGAGAAAUUCAAGAGGACUUGGGUCCUCUCGGAGGCAAAGAAAGACUCUGUCGACGAGGACAUAGCAAAAUACGACGGAAUUUGGUCUGUAGAAGAACCCAAGAAACAUGCUCAAGAGGGAGACUUGGGAUUAGUUCUUAAGAGCAAAGCUAGACAUGCUGCUUUGUCGACUAUGUUAUCCAAGCCGUUUUAUUUUAAUGAUAAUCCGUUAAUUGUACAAUAUGAAGUAAAUUUCCAAGAAGGCCAAGAAUGCGGCGGGGCUUAUUUAAAGCUACUUACUCUGGACCCGGACCAUCAAGAUUUAAAGAAGUUUCACAAUAAAAGUCCUUACACUAUAAUGUUUGGACCUGAUAAAUGUGGAAACGAUCACAAGUUGCAUUUUAUCUUUCGACACAAAAAUCCUCUAAAUGAUUCUAUAGAAGAGAAACACUGUAAGAAACCUAGAGAGCGUUUGGAAGAUUUUUUCAAGGAUAAGCAGCCUCAUCUAUAUACUUUGAUCAUCCGGCCAAACAAUAGUUUUGAGAUCAAGAUCGACAAUAAAAUAGUCAAUUCUGGAUCUCUAUUGGACGACUUCACUCCACCAGUUAAUCCACCUUUGGAAAUAGAAGAUCCUGUUGAUGUUCAGCCAGAGGACUGGGAUGAUAAAGAAAAGAUUCCUGAUCUAUCAGCUGUUAAGCCAGAUGAUUGGGACGAAGAUGCGCCAGCUCAAAUCGUUGACGAAGACGACGUUAUGCCCGAAGGAUGGCUCGAGGAUGAACCCCCUAUGAUUCCCAACCCUGACUCUGUGAAACCCGAGGAUUGGGACGUUGAAAUGGACGGAGACUGGGAACCUCCAGAAAUUCCAAAUCCAAAGUGUGCCGACGCGCCUGGAUGCGGACCAUACAAACAAAAGAUGAAAAAAAAUCCUCGGUACAAGGGGAAAUGGACACCACCCAUGAUCAACAAUCCCAAUUACAAGGGGAAAUGGAAACCAAGAUUAAUACAUAAUCCUAAUUACUUUAACGAUGAGCAUCCAUUCCGGAUGAUGCCUAUUUUUGCUGUGGGUUUUGAACUUUGGUCAAUGUCCACGGAUAUUCUUUUUGAUAAUAUUCUUAUUGCUGAUGAUGAUGAAGUUGCAAGGAAAUGGGCGGAAGAUACGUUCGAAGUACGCCGGGCUCGAAUUGCGGAGGAGAGUUGGAGUGUAUGGCGUCAAAUUGGCACAUUUACUGCAGAACAUCCCUGGAUAUGGGGUAUAUAUAUAAUAGCUCCUGGCUUCCCCAUAUUGCUAAUAAUAUAUUGUUGCUGCUUUGCCUCCCAGGACAAAUACGAUCUAAAGGACGAAGAUAAACAGCCUUUAGAACCAAAUGAACAAACAGCACAGAAACAAGAAGAAACAGAAAAUCCGCUGUCUAGUGCCGAGGCAGAGGAGGAAACUGAAAAGUUGAAUGAAAAUGAAGAAAUAAUAGAGAAUGAAGAUAAUGAUAAUCCAGCAAUAGGUGGCGAUGGACCACGACGAAGAAAACCAAAUAAAGAAUAGAAUGAAUUAAAAUUAAAGGAAUUCGUAAUGCUAAGGUAUUUAUGCAACACUCACAUUCCACUUGAACACUUGCCAUUGUGAAAGUUUGAAUUUUUUUCAAUAUAUAAUUAUAUAUAAAAUGUUACUAGGAGCCAGAUUUCUAUCUAAACAUGAAUUUAGGUAUUUGGUUCUCGUGUGUAAUUUUUCAUUAAGUCAUACUUUUUAAGCAAAGUAAUUUUCACAUUGAAGCAUAUUUCUCACCCGUAUGAAUGAUAUAAAUACUUAAAAA